Gryllus bimaculatus (two-spotted cricket) is the source of this 3648-nucleotide messenger RNA. The record is from the annotation of a GenBank genome assembly. NCBI's taxonomy places the organism in Eukaryota, Metazoa, Arthropoda, Insecta, Orthoptera, Gryllidae.
ACCGAAAACGUGACGCUGGACAUGUGCGACCUCAAGGAUGUCGGCGGAGAGAAGCAGAAGUAAUUAAACAGCUCGCGAGAAGCGCAGGGAACGCAGGUUCAGUCUGCAUCUGCUCUUUCAAGUUGUCAGACAAUGGUAUUGGAUUUGUGCUUUUUCUGUGUGCAUUCGCGUAUUCCAUUGACUGUUGUAUUCCAUAAACAUUUUUAUUUUUGUAAUGUGGGAGUGUUUUGCUAGCAUCUAGCUAGCCGAAUGUACAAAAAUGUGGUGUUUAGUAAGUCAACCAAAUUCUGUGAUAUUGGAAGUUGAAGUUGAUCCCAAAGCCAAGGGACAAGAAUGUCUCGAAAAGGUGUGCCAGUGCUUGGGGAUCAGCAACGAGUCCGACUACUUCGGCCUCAAGUACCACUGCGCCAAGGGAGAGGAGCUGUGGCUCAACCUGCGCAACCCCAUCGAGCGGCAGGUGGCGGGCAUGCCGCCGUACCGGUUCGCGCUGCGCGUCAAGUUCUGGGUGCCUCCUCACCUGCUAUUACAGGACUCCACAUGGCACCAGUUCUACCUGAACGCGCGCCUCGACCUGGCGGAGGGCCGCCUUCGAGUCACGGACGCCGAGGCAGCCGCCAAGUUGGUGGCGCUGCUGGUGCAGGCGGAGUUCGGGGACCACGAGCAGCUGGCGUGCGCCAACAGCGCUUACGUGCAGGCCUCGCAGCUGCUGGCGGCCUCGACGGCGACUGCAGCGGCGGCGGCGGCAGGAGCCCCGCCUCCGCCCUCGCCCUCGCCCACGCCUUCACCCGCGCCUGCGCCCGCGCCCUCGCGCUCGCCGUCGCCCUCGCCCUCGCCGCCGACCCAGGCCGCGCCCGAGGAGACGCCGACGCCGACGCCGCGCGCCCCGGACUUCCUGCGCGGCGUCGCUGCGCGCCACCGGGAACUCCAGGGCAUGAAGCCUUCUGCUGCUGAAUACUGGCUUUUAAAGGAAGUCUCGUACCUAGAUAAUUUUGGAGAAGAGAUGUUUUACAGUAAAACAUGCAGUGGAGGAAUGGCAGUUGGCCUAGGUGUUGGUCCUCAUGGCAUUACUAUAUACCAAAGCGAUUCCAGUGAGAAACAAAGUAUACCAUACACUGCUAUUCAGAGUGCAGCAUCACAGAGAAGAUCUUUCCACUUAACAUAUCUAAGCUUGGAUGGUGAUGAAACACUUUUGGACGUUAAGUUGGAGUCCUCUCAAGUGGCAAGUGGUUUAUACCGAGCCAUUACGGAAAAGCAUGCUUUUUACAGUUGUGAAACUGUUCGUAGUGCUGUAACAGCACAGUUCAUUAGGGAUCUCAAGGGGACAAUUGUGUCGAUUUUCAAUGAAGAUACAUCUCUUGGAAAGAAAUAUGUGUUUGAUAUUCAACGUACCUGUCGAGAAGUUUAUGAUAAUGCCCGCCGAGCAUUAUAUCAGUCCGGGAGCAGCCUGUUUCCUCCUCCAGAAGAGAGCAUGGAUGAUGAGUGCACUAAGUCCCCAGAGAAGUGUAAGGAUUGUUCUGGGCAGCAAUGCAAAUCUUCACAGAAGCAAUUGGUGCGCCUCCUUGAAGCAAUGGCAUGCCGUAUAUGCAUGGACAGAGCCAUUGACACUGCUUUCUUUCCUUGUGCUCAUGUGAUGGCAUGUGGAGAAUGCGCAGCCAGGUGCGAGCGCUGCCCCCUCUGCAGAGCCCAAAUUGAGCAGUCACGGCGCAUCUACCUUCCCCUAGAACUGCAACAGCAGCAGUUGCCAGAAGUAGUGGAGGUGCAGGCUGGCAAGCCCAGCUAAGUGAGAGAACUGUACUCUCAAGCUCCUCAUGCUUGAGUUUAACAUCUCAGUUGCUACUGCUUUUAGAAAGACUGGGUGGUACCUGUUUCUACUAUUUUAAGUCAAAUAUUAUUUUAAGUGUAAAGCUUCCCAAUAGUUCUUCCUGAAAUUUUUAAAUUAUUUUUUUGUUCUUCAAUUUCUUUAACAGAUGGUGGGACAAGUUAAGGACAUGGAAUGGUACAUUUGGGAAGUUUUACUUCAUUCUUGUACAAAGAGACCUCACAGAGGGAAUACAUGUUCAGUUAUUAAAAACAGUAUUGUGUUAACUAAUCUGUGUUAAAUGCGUAUUUCAUUAGUGAUGAAAUGAGAGGCAAUUUUGAGGAAUUGCUUUGUGUUUUUCAUUAUGUGUUAAAGGUUAAAAAAAUGUACAGCUCCAAUGUCUUGCUACCUGCACUUUGCACACAUGCUUUUUUCAGUAAAUGCUAUUUAAAGUAAUUGUAAUAUUUAACAGAAUGGGGAAAAAAAAUUCUCAAGCGAGCAGUACAUAGUUUGUGGUUAUCAAGGAACAGUAUUUGUUUUAUGAUUUAAAGAUUGUGUGAAACAGUUUUUAUAAAUUUUGAUGUGUUAAUGACCUUAAUUGUGAUUCAUGUGUGCUUUGUAAGAACUUAUCUCCUACAAAUUUUAUGAAAAUUGACUACUAAUUGUUCAUGGCAUCAUUGUGUACACAGCAUUUGUAGAGCAAAAAUGUUACCACUUUUUGCCGUUUUUAAAUAUUGGUUGCCAUGAAAAUAUUCCACAAAAUGAAAAUAGUAAUGCAUUGCAAAUGAAAGAAAUCUGCACUGUCCAUUUUUUUCUCUUAUCAGUAUUUUGUACUGUGCGGUUUGAAUUCUUUCUUUACAAGUUUCCUUCUUAGUGGGGUUUACAAGUAUUGAGGAUAGUUACAUCCAAUAAUACACUUGCACCAUGGUUGCCUUGUCUUGCACUUAUUAAAAGGUACUUAAUAUGCAAGUACUAAAAGGAGUGAGAAUAAAAAUGAAAAGAAGUGUACAUUAACGUGGGAGUGGAAUCUCAAGUUUGGAGAAGCAUGUGUGGUUUUAAUCUGCUCCAAGUGAAGUACAGUUUUGGUUUGCAAGUGCAGAUAAAAGAAGAAAGUGACUUCUGUGUUCUUGUGAUUAGAUGAUUCCAUUCUGCCACUUUUUAUUUCUUGACAUGGAUAUUCCAGUAUUUCUGUUGCACAGGGUUACCUCUUCAAAAAAAUCCUUCUUUUUUUUUUUUUAGUUUUACCUCACAUUUUGGUUGUGAAACUGUGAUUGGUAGAGUAUUUCUGCUUCCACUUUGUAGUAUUUAUCAUUUUAAGGAUGUGAAAGUGUGAGUGUUGUAUGAUGAUGUGUGAUGAGUUUAAUUUAAUGUUUUAUUUUCAACUGUAAGUUAUGUGCUAUGCAUAUAAUUUUACAAGAUUCCUUAAAGAGGAAAUUUUUAUUGAAUUUUUUUUUGUGAGCCACAGUGUUCAUACCCAAGUUAAAAAGUGUAAUCUUCAAUAUAAAAUUUGCAAUUAAAGAUCAGUGCACUUCAGUUGUAGAGUACAUGUUCAUUUUUUUUGGACAGAAAUUUCACUAUUUUCACGAGUUCUUCUGGAACUGAUGCAUGAUAAUUAAUAGAUGCUUGUAAAUGUCAACUGUAUAUACAUAUAUAUAUUGCUGUAACGCCGCUGGCUAUUGCAGUUUAAUAAUUCUUCCUGAUAAAUCAGGGCAUGUACAGUGUAUCUAGAAAUUAAUUAAUAGAGCUGCAAUUAUUUGUAUAUUCAAAAUAAUAGACUGCAUUUGUUUUAGGCAAGCAGCAACAAAAUAUACUGUAAUAUUAUUGAAUUAAAAUGCCAAUCUAAUUCCAUA